AUGGCACGUCACCCAGAAUUUACUCAUCUUGAGGCUUCGAGACCACCGUUUGAUGCCGAGCACACUUGGCGCUACACACAAGUACCAGAUAUACAUUGGAAAGUUGGAUCGGGGGCCAAUAAUGAAGAAUGGAAGAACCACAAGAAAGUUGAAUUGAAUCCAUACGAAGAAGGAAGACCCGCUGCCAAUAACUACAAGACCUUAAUCAGUGCAAUCACGCCUAGGCCAAUUGGAUUUGUUUCUUCCAUUUCCAAAGAUGGUAAACGCAACCUUGCUCCUUUUUCAUACUUUAAUAUGGCCAAUCACGACCCUCCAAUAUUUACUUUGGGUUUCGCUGCUAGUGGGGACCAAAAGAAAGAUACCUGUAAUAAUAUUUUAGAGACUGGCGAAUUGACCAUCAAUAUUAUCAGUGAAUGGUUUGUUGAAGCUGCUAACUAUUGUGCCAUAAACAGUCCUUCCGGAGUUGAUGAGUGGAAGUUAUCAGGCCUAACUCCGGCUGAAUCCAAAUUGGUCAAACCUCCACACGUUGCUGAAUCCGCGUUUUCUAUCGAAGCCAAGCUAGUUGCUCACCACGUUUGGAAAUCCAAAACCGAUCCAACGAAGGAUACUGGUGUGUUGGUCAUUGCUGAAGGUUUGACUUUCCACGUUAGAGAAGAUAUCAUCAAUGAAGAGAAAUCGCAAUUGGAUAUUACCAAGUUGAAACCAGUCAGUAGGUUGGGCGGUAUUACUUAUGGUAGAACCAUUGAAGGAUAUGAGAAGCCAAGACCCAACUAUACAACCGAGAUUGAGAAGCCUGAAGUGAAGGAGUUCGAAAGUGUUGAAGAACAACAUCUCCAAGAACGUCGUGGGAUGGAAAGAAGAGUUAGCUCAGCUGAAGCAGAGUCUAUGGGUGAUUCACUCCCUACAGGGUUCAGAGCAGAAGGAUUCAACAACGGAAAACCUGAUCUUGGUGAAAAAGAAAAGAAAUGA
Molecule: messenger RNA, 969 nt
Organism: Lodderomyces margitis
Lineage: Eukaryota; Fungi; Ascomycota; Pichiomycetes; Serinales; Debaryomycetaceae
Exons: 2
Coding region: 1-969 (322 amino acids)
Molecular function (GO): FMN binding
Source: RefSeq, a predicted model, not a curated record